CAAAUCCGUGAAAUAAUUUUAUUUAUUGCACACCUUUGGAUGCAGUUCUUCUCCAUUGACGCCUAUUCCAAUCAAUUGCAUUAAUCUGUUGAGUUGCAUUGCUGUGACUGGCACAAAUUUUUAUCAAUCGUGAGAAUCGGCUUCAAUGAUCGACGAAAAAUUGCAUCGCGAUGUUACAACCACGGGAUUAGUAUGGAAACGCGCGUAUACUAAUCCCGUUGCGUUGUAAGUUACCCUCAAAGGACUAAAUUAUAAUAUAGGUAUUUAGCUAUUUAGCAGUGAGUGCACUCACACAAACACAAAUGACCGAGAACCCCCAUCUUACUCAAGUUCAACAGAGGUAUGUAUGCGUUUCCACCAAGAUUUCGGCGUUGAUUAGGUUCCUGAUUAGGUAGAGAUGUGUUUAUUCGGAUCGUGUGGCUCUUUUUGCGUUUAUCUUCGGACGAUCCGCUUUUCGUUUUCCUGUGGAAUUUCCUUUAUCAUUCCUCGCAUCUUGUUGUCUUUCCAAUAUGGCAUUAGUUUAGGAAGCAUUAGUGGCGUUUACAGCAUUUAGGUGGGGGUAUGCAGUCGCAUCAACGGUUAUCCUCUCUCUUUCUCUCUCUCUCUCUCUCUCUCUCUCUCUUACAGCCUUUCUAGGCACAUCGCGGACCCAGUCCAUCACGAGGAGAUACGAGUCUCAAAUCUAGGCAAUCUUUUUUUUUAGGAAAGUCAACAGGGAAGGGGGAGGGGGGAAAAGAAUUUGUUCUAUAUUCAGAAAUAAAUCGAACAAAGGAAAUAGACGAUCAUUCGCGUUUCAAUCUGAUGCAGAAAAAUAAACGAAAUAGAGAUACGUGUAACUUCUUGAAAAAAAGCUCAUUAAAGCUGUCUAUGACUUCUAUUUCCAAUUUGAAAUGCUUUUACAGAGUCAUCCACUUUUGUGCAGCAAUGAUACAUGUUGCAAAAAUGGAUCUUUUUUAGGUCUACAAGAAAAGCAUAAGAUCAACGUUUUUACAUGUAGCAGUUUUUUUUUCCUUUUCUUUCUUUUUUUGGGAUUACAGGGUCAACACAUAAUUUUAUGUGCAUCUGGUAACAGCUCCAAGUUCUCCGGUAUACAUUCUUUUCAGGAAAUAUUUUUUCCUUUUUGCAGCUAUUCUUUUUACAGGCUUUUCAGGCUUUACUGCACGUCUCGUCUUGUGCCUCGUUACGUUUACAGGUUACCGCGAACGAAUGAUCUUCGAAUAUAUCGAUGCAUUGAGAAUUUGAACAAAAAAUGACAAUGCAAAGAAAAACGGAAAAUAUUAAUAAAAAAGAAAUGGCAAUUUCAUUGGACAUUAAGAAGUUAAAUGUAACGCUUAGGGUCGCGCCGAUCAAAAGCAUUCGCUUACCACUACCACUACUUCUACCACUACUUCUACCACUACUACUACCGAACAUGACAAAAUACCACACUGCCUGGAGAGAGGCUAAGUCCAGUCCCUCGAGGCAAGUACUUAUACCAUUCUCAUGCCUUCGUACAUUGGGUUUAUGCGACAAUUUUGUAGCCCCCCUUCCUCGAUGUGUUCUCGGUUCUCCUGUGCCAAUGGUGCGUUCUCUGAUUCAAUAGUUUCACAUCAAUAAAAGCAUGUUGCUUAAUCUACUAAAUCGCGCCGAGUAAUUAGUUAAUUAUCAGAAUC
Molecule: messenger RNA, 1652 nt
Organism: Atta colombica
Lineage: Eukaryota; Metazoa; Arthropoda; Insecta; Hymenoptera; Formicidae
Exons: 2
Coding region: 1250-1582 (110 amino acids)
Source: RefSeq, a predicted model, not a curated record